CAUCGCACAAAAAAUAAUCUAGCCUAGGUUUUUUUUUUUGUAGUCCACUUAUCUCAUAUUUGCUGCUAUAUUUUUUUCCAUUUAAAAUCCUCAGCUAAUUAAUUCAUUAUAAUUCUCAUCAAUUAAAAAAAAUAAAAAUGGCAGAAAGUAUGUCCACCGACUACAAUAGCCCUCGUCACGAUGAAAUUAAAUUGGAACCGGAGCGAAAUCAAGAACAAGACAACAGUUUGCAAUAUUCUCGUUGCAGCAGUGCUGGAAGUACACAUACACCAAAUUCCUCAGCAAAUAACACAGAUGAUGAAGAUGACAGUGAUACAAAUCGUAGUGCCACUCUGAGUUACAAAGAACGUCGUCGCGAGGCACACACUCAGGCCGAACAGAAGCGACGUGAUGCCAUUAAAAAAGGCUACGAUAGUUUGCAAGAACUCGUACCCACUUGCCAACCAAAUGAUUCAUCGGGUUACAAACUGAGCAAAGCGCUGAUUUUGCAAAAGUCCAUCGACUACAUCGGCUAUUUGAAUCAACAAAAGAAAAAACAAGAAGACGAGAGUGCAGCGUUGCACAAAGAAGUCAUGGCAUUGCGUAUUAUUCAAAAUAGCUACGAACAUAUGCUGCAACAUCAGCAAUCGAAUCCUGGCCCAGCGGAGGCUCGGUUGACCGAUGAAGCUAAAUUUCAAGUGUUUCAAUCGAUAAUGGACGAAAUGUUUGAAACAUUCCAAAACAUCCCAAUGGAUAAUUUUGAACAACUAACGACCGGAGUUAUCCCCUGGUUGGAGGAACACUGCAAGCCGCACAUCCUAAGGAAUAUUCUCAGUCAAACUAUACAGAAUAUGUCACGAAAUCAAGAAGUCAAUAUGGAUCAAGAUGGUACCAUCAUCAGUUGAUCCAGACAACUUCCAUUAUUUGUUAUAUAAUAUAGAAUAAGGUAAAACGAAAAACUCUGUAUAUGUUACAACAAUAAAAGUAAAUAUAUUAUUAUAUUCCUUAAAUACUA
This is a messenger RNA of Episyrphus balteatus (marmalade hoverfly), 994 nucleotides long. It is a transcript of the gene bigmax, whose product is annotated as max-like protein X. Gene Ontology annotation, biological process: regulation of transcription by RNA polymerase II. Gene Ontology annotation, cellular component: nucleus. The transcript is spliced from 3 exons. The record is from RefSeq and is a predicted model, not a curated record. Gene Ontology annotation, molecular function: DNA-binding transcription factor activity, RNA polymerase II-specific; RNA polymerase II cis-regulatory region sequence-specific DNA binding; protein dimerization activity. NCBI's taxonomy places the organism in Eukaryota, Metazoa, Arthropoda, Insecta, Diptera, Syrphidae. Bases 138 to 884 code for a protein of 248 amino acids.